GAGGCUACGUUCGGACACGUGCUUUUCUUUUAUCAAAUUUUUUUCUCUUCCACAAAAUGUUCGAGUAUUGAAUAGUAAAUUAAUUCAUUUUAAUUACUUUUAGCGUAGGUUUUUAAAGUUUCGGUUAUAAUGAGUGAAAGUGUACUUCAAGUGGAAAAAGUUAAAGAAGGAGUCGGUGCCUUAUUGGAUAUUCUAAAUAAACAAGAUGAGGCUAAAAGCAAGAAUAUUCUAGACGAUACUACUCCUGUAUUUCUACAAAUUGAUUUCGUUAAAAUACCCAAAAUACAAAGGAGAAUAGUUCGAAUACCCUUGGAGCAUUCUUUACUAACAGAUACGUCGGACGUAUGUUUAAUCGUUUCGGAUUUAAUUCGCGGUCGUAAUGUUAAUCACGAAGUCACCGUUAAUCACUACGAUAAGCUAUUGAAAAAGAAAGGAAUAACAGAUGUUCAAAAGAUCGAUGUGAUUCCGAGUAGAAGAAUUCGAGUAGACUUCGAUCAGUACGAAGCUAAACGAAAACUAUGUGAUAUGUAUGAUUUCUUCCUAAUCGAUGAGAAAAUCAGCGCUUACUUGAGAACUAAAUUGGGACCUUCUUUUACAAAAUCCAGAAAAUGGCCAGUACCAAUUAGAAUAAAACGAAAAAAUCUAAAAGAUGAAAUUCUGUCAAAAUUGAAAAAGACUUCGUUAUGUUUAGACGGCAGUGGAACCACGAAAACUUUACAAAUUGCAAGAAAGGAUAUGACUCCUGAAGAAAUCACCGAUAAUAUCCUCUCAGUUUCUAAGUAUAUUUCGGAUACUUUCCCCAGCGGCUGGAAAAAUAUUCGCUCGUUGCAUAUUAAAGGACCCAAAUCGUUAGCUCUACCGAUAUUUAUGUCUUGCAUUUUACCCAACGACGUACCAACUCCGACGAUCAAAACGAAGAGAACGAAAAGAUCGAAAAAACGCGCAUCCGGCGAAUUAGCCACCCUCGGCAAGAAAGUAGUAGUUUAUCCAGGAGGUAGAGUUAAAGUCAUCCAACCCGAAAACGACAGCGAACCGGAUGAAGAUGAGAACUCUGGCGAACCUACUGACUAAGCAUAUUGUUUUGUAAUUACACGUUUUACUAUA
This is a messenger RNA of Planococcus citri (citrus mealybug), 1104 nucleotides long. Its product is annotated as ribosomal L1 domain-containing protein 1-like. The record is from RefSeq and is a predicted model, not a curated record. The transcript is spliced from 7 exons. The coding region runs from base 130 to 1071 and encodes 313 amino acids. Lineage: Eukaryota; Metazoa; Arthropoda; Insecta; Hemiptera; Pseudococcidae.